UUAUAUGUCCGUAUUGCAACCAACAAACAACAAGCCAGAUUCCAGUCUAUUUUUUGAAUCAACCUUGAGUCUGAAGUGGAUUUUUGGGAAAAAGAUUUUAAACAAAUGUAAUUAAUCAUCGAGGAUUUGAGAAAACGGGGGUUAUCAAAAGCCUAUUACUUGGUGCUCCGUACGCCCUGACCAGACUCCCCAGAUUUCCCUGCUUCAUUGAUCCCUUAAAGUACAAGCACACGACAAUACACAAUGGAUCAAGCAGAUAUACCCUCGUUGCUCUCGAGGCUCAACAGUGAUGAAGAUGCUACCCGCAAGAUGGCUGUCUUCAAGCUACAAUCCUCUAUCAAUGAUCCUUCAUUCGCAGAUGUAUUUAUUUCCUCGGGGGGCCUCAAUAUCCUACGUCGAUUGAUCAUGACAACCAAUGCAAAUACCCUCGCAUACUCUUUACAGAGUCUAAGUCGUUUACUGGAAGUCGAUAUGGGUUGGGAAAUAUUUGAGUCACAAGGUGCAGGAGAAUUGGUCGAACGCGUUGUCGAAUUAAUCGUUACACAUCCACUGGUCAAUAUUCUACGAGGAGCUAUGUCGAUAUUGGUCGCUAUUGUGAGCCAUCCACAAUCUUCAGGAGGACGUAUAAAAAUACCAGGCGCAUUUGGGUUUCGAGCCUUAAAACCUGCCGUCGCGGUUUAUCCUCAAUUCUUCGAAAUGGUCGUCUCACAACUUAAUUCUGCGGAUCAUCUGCUAUGUGCGAAUGCGCUGAUGCUUUUGAAUGCGUUGAUGCGGGAUGCGAUCACAAAUGACAAUGGGCAGGGAAAGGAUAAUGUUAGCAAAAGUAGUGGGACUGGGGAGGAGUGGCCAAAAUUCAUCAAACGAUUACAAGAUUUAGGGGUUAUUAAAUCUGCAUAUAAUUUGAUGCAAAGCUCGGCAUUACAAGACCUGUCGCAUGCGCUGUUGGAAUUUCAAAGUUUGACCAAGGUUUUAUUAGGAAAAUGGAGGGACGUGAAGGUGGAUUUGGAAAGACCAGAACAUCGACGGGCUUUGAAGGGAAUACAUCUGGCCAGUGCUCCUGAGAAGAAAGAUGGUACCAAUGGAACUGUAGCAAAAGGAGAGGUAUCAGAAAAUGGAGACAAGAAAGGAAGUCGAAAACAUAAUCCUGAGAAGUGGAGGAGAUUAGGCUUCGAGACCGAAAGUCCCGCUUGGGAGUUUGAAUCAACCGGAUUUCUUGGUAUGAUGGAUUUGACGGAUUAUGUUAGGAAGAAUGAAGAUGCGUUUCAAAAGCUUCUAUUGGAGCAAUCUUCCAAGCCUCUACACGAAAGGUGCCCCAUUGCAAGAGCUAGUCUAAUGGUUACAUCUAUUCUGUAUGAUCAUUUCGAUGUUGACAAAUCAGAUGCGGAAGAUGCAAAAACUUAUCUGGUGUUGGAUGGUGUUAAGAAUUAUGAUAAGAUAUUCCGGCCUUUAUUACUACAAUGGUCAAGAUUACACUCAUCGAGUUUGCAAGCUUUCUUUAGGUUAUGGAAAGCCACAGGAGCCGAGCAGGAUGAUUUCAUAAAGGUUGCAGAACUUGUACGAAUAUUGGUUGAGCAAGUGGUUGGACAAGCUUCAAGGACAAAAGAGGUUCUAGAGGUAGAGGAAGAAUUAGCGGAAUUCGAUUAUUCAAAACUACGAAAUCUACAGAUGGAGUUAUUGGAAUUGACCUUUGAAGAUGAAUGGGGCCAACAUUUACAUCAAGUGAGAGAUGAACUCAAACAUGAAGCUCUUUUAUUUGUCAAGGAACAGAGAAUACGAUGUUUACUUCAAGGUGCAUGGUUCCCAAGAAUAAUCCAACCAAAGAUUGUCAGCGAAGAAGGAUCAACCUCUACAAAAAGUUUAGGAAGAAGAAUACCAACUACAAGUUGGCGUUUCGUCAAACUAUCACAUAAUCGUCGUUUUCUACACUAUUUUGAUUUCGAUCACCAAAUGAGUAAAGAACCGACACUCGAUCAAUUACUUGAAAAAAUCGAUUUAAGCACUAUUAGCUCAGUCGUUUCCAAUGUUUCCGCAUCCCAAGAUGAUGGCUCGAGUAUCUCCAGCUCAUCGACUCUCAAAGAUACCAAUCCAUCAUCCAAACCAAACACCACCACCAAAAUCACAAUUAAUACUUACGUUGGUGGCGAAAAUAAAACACAACCAGAUGGUGCUGAUCAAGCCGAAAAAGCUAUUCUCACUUUAAUGCCUCCUACACAUAGUCUUGCAUCCGAAUGGUUGGACGGAUUACUCAUGUUGUUAAAUCAAGCACCCAUCACGUCGGAAACUAAUAAACUCGUAGGACUGGUUAGUGAAUAUGGAUUGAAGAUUCGCUUGUUGAAUGUUAGGUUGGAUGAUGCGAAUGGGUAUGGAGGACCGCAGCCAGGAGCGGGUAAGGUACCUAGUAGAGAGGGUUUGGAUGAGGAUUAUUAUUAUGAGGUGUGAGGAGGUGGUGAGCGGAGGGGUGGAGUGGGUGGGGAGGGUUGAGGAAGUUAGGUAUGUGAAGUAUGUGUGAUUGUAUUGUACUUCUAUUUGUAUUUGUAUGAAUAUGGAAAAGGGCGAGCGCAGAGAAGUGGGAACUAGGAAGGAGUUGGAGAAGCAGCGAUAAAAGGUGUGGAUGAUGGUAUUUUCCUUGUCUUUCUCUUUAUUUUUCUCUUUUUUUUAAAAAAAGGGGCAACAUCCCGAUACAGUACUUUUCUUUGUAAUGAUACCCUGGGGUUGGUUUAUUGGUUUUAUUGGUUUUGUGGGAUAGUAU
Messenger RNA from Sclerotinia trifoliorum, 2749 nucleotides. Lineage: Eukaryota; Fungi; Ascomycota; Leotiomycetes; Helotiales; Sclerotiniaceae. The record is from the annotation of a GenBank genome assembly.